Molecule: messenger RNA, 538 nt
Organism: Quercus lobata
Lineage: Eukaryota; Viridiplantae; Streptophyta; Magnoliopsida; Fagales; Fagaceae
Exons: 2
Coding region: 57-383 (108 amino acids)
Source: RefSeq, a predicted model, not a curated record
UCUGCUUCCACUUUCAUUCAGUAUAAGAAAAAUCCUCACCGGAAGUCUCCUUGGCGAUGACGAGGUAUUUUCUAUACGAGAAUUCGACUUUGCCACAGCCGCCUCCGACACCAUGCUCAGAUGGGAAUUAUGCGACACAGCAAUCGACUCUGCCACCGCCACCUCCACCUCCAACACCACCGUCAAAAGGGGGUUUGUCGACGGAAGCGACGACGGGGAUCUCGGUGGGGACAGUGAUAGCAUUCUUAAGUCUGCUGCUUGGUGUAGUCAAAUUGGUCAUGCGGUGCAGAGAGAAAAAGAAAAAUAACCAAAAGCUUAAUGGGACCCUUUCAAUAACUUCCCUAUCAGGAGAGUUUGAGAACAAGAUUCAGGAAGUUAAUUGAUGUAUUAUUUCAUAAUCCACCGUCUGUGGUGGGGAAAGUUUUAGCUAUACAUGGAGGACUAUUCCUGUAAUAAACUUCUUAUCUUUUUGUUAGGGCAUGCUUGAUACAUUCUUAUAGUGGUGAGUAUAUUGUACUAUGAACAACAGAACAAGUAU